AUGUCAGUUCCCAGAGGCCCUUCAUGGAUGUGUCGCUCCACAGCCAAGGCCAACCUCCUGCUGUGGAUAUGGCUGACGUCCAUCAGUGUGGCCAUUGUUCAGGCCCAGCAGCACCCAGUGGUCACCACCAAUUAUGGAAAAUUGCGGGGAGUGAAGGUUACAUUACCCAAUGAAAUCCUGGGACCAGUGGAGCAGUAUUUGGGGAUCCCAUAUGCAUUGUCACCAACGGGCGAGCGGAGGUUCCAACCACCGGAGCCACCCAUGUCCUGGCCGGGGAUCAGGAAUGCUACUCAGUUUGCUCCAGUUUGUCCUCAGUUCUUAGAAGACCGCUUUUUACUCAAUGACAUGCUCCCUGUGUGGUUCACUGCCAACUUGGAUACACUGGUAACAUAUGUGCAGGAGCAGAGUGAGGACUGCCUUUACCUGAACAUCUACGUCCCCACGGAGGAUGAUAUCCACGAUGAGAACGGGUUAAAGCCAGUCAUGGUUUACAUCCACGGAGGCUCCUAUAUGGAAGGAACUGGCAACAUGAUUGACGGCAGCAUCCUGGCCAGCUACGGGAAUGUCAUCGUCAUCACAAUCAACUACCGGCUCGGAGUUCUGGGGUUUCUAAGCACAGGGGACCAGGCAGCCAAGGGCAACUAUGGCCUGCUGGAUCAAAUUCAGGCUCUCAGAUGGAUCAAAGAAAACAUCCAGGCCUUCAAAGGAGACCCAAAGAGAGUGACCAUUUUUGGUUCUGGCGCCGGAGCAUCAUGCGUCAGCCUGCUCACCCUCUCGCAUUACUCAGAAGAUCUGUUCCAGAAAGCCAUCAUCCAGAGUGGCACGGCACUGUCCAGCUGGGCGGUCAACUACCAGCCUGCCAAGUACACACGAGCCCUGGCUGAGAAGGUGGGCUGCAACAUGUUGGAUACCAUCGACCUCGUGGAGUGUUUGCAGAACAAGAAUUACAAGGAGCUGAUUGAGCAGUACAUUACACCUGCAAAGUACCACAUCGCUUUCGGGCCUGUGAUUGAUGGAGAUGUGAUUCCAGAUGACCCACAGAUCCUAAUGGAGCAAGGGGAGUUCCUUAACUACGACAUCAUGCUGGGAGUCAAUCAAGGGGAGGGGUUUAAGUUUGUAGAUGGCAUUGUAGACAGUGAGGAUGGGGUGUCUGCCAAUGAUUUUGACUUUGCUGUGUCGGACUUUGUGGACCAUCUCUAUGGCUACCCGGAGGGCAAGGACACUCUGCGCGAAACGAUCAAAUUCAUGUAUACAGACUGGGCGGACAAGGAGAAUCCAGAGACCCGACGCAAGACCCUGGUGGCUCUGUUCACUGACCACCAGUGGGUAGCACCAGCAGUGGCCACAGCUGACCUCCACGCCCAGUAUGGCUCACCCACCUACUUCUACGCUUUCUACCACCAUUGUCAGAGUGACAUGAAGCCCAGCUGGGCUGACUCGGCCCAUGGUGAUGAAGUACCGUACGUGUUUGGAAUCCCUAUGAUUGGCCCCACAGAUCUCUUCAACUGCAACUUCUCCAAGAAUGAUGUGAUGCUGAGCGCUGUUGUCAUGACCUACUGGACUAACUUUGCUAAAACAGGUGAUCCAAACCAGCCAGUUCCACAGGAUACAAAAUUCAUUCACACAAAGCCCAACCGGUUUGAGGAGGUAGCCUGGACCAAGUACAACCCCAAAGACCAGCUCUACCUCCACAUCGGCCUCAAACCACGAGUCCGAGACCACUACCGAGCCACCAAGGUUGCAUUCUGGUUAGAACUAGUACCGCAUCUCCACAACAUAAAUGAAUUUUUUCAGUAUGUAUCCACCACCACCAAGAUACCCCCGCAGGACACCACCCCCUACCCUUACACCAAACGGUUCCCUGGCAAAAACAACUGGCCUUCCACCACCCGCCACCCAGGAGUCCCACCUGCCAACACCAAACAAACGACUGACCAGCGCAAGAGUGGAGACCUGACUGAUGAGUCAACCGUAGUGAUCGAGACCAAGAGGGACUACUCCACUGAGCUCAGUGUCACCAUCGCAGUUGGAGCCUCCCUACUCUUUCUGAACAUCCUCGCCUUUGCUGCACUGUACUACAAGAAAGACAAACGGCGGCAUGAGUCCAACCGGCGCGUUCCCACCCCACAGCGCAACUCUGCUCCAACCAACACACCGUCCACCGCUAAUGAUGUGGCUCACUUACAGAGCGAGGAGUUGAUGUCAUUGCAGAUGAAGCAGCAGCAGCUGGAGCACGAGCACCACCACGAGUGCGAGUCGCUGCAGGCCCACGACACGCUGCGCCUGACUUGCCCGCCUGACUACACUCUCACCCUGCGCCGCUCACCUGAUGACAUUCCCCUGAUGACACCAAGCACCAUCACCAUGAUCCCCAACUCGCUGGCUGGCAUGCAGCCUCUGCACAACUUCAAUACUUUCGGUGGCAGCCAGAACAGUACCAACUUACCCCAUGGCCACUCCACCACACGGGUAUAG
Messenger RNA from Xiphias gladius (swordfish), 2475 nucleotides. RefSeq names its product neuroligin 4 X-linked a (gene nlgn4xa). Gene Ontology annotation, molecular function: neurexin family protein binding; signaling receptor activity. Gene Ontology annotation, biological process: postsynaptic membrane assembly; neuron cell-cell adhesion; presynaptic membrane assembly. Gene Ontology annotation, cellular component: synapse; postsynaptic specialization membrane; cell surface. The record is from RefSeq and is a predicted model, not a curated record. Lineage: Eukaryota; Metazoa; Chordata; Actinopteri; Istiophoriformes; Xiphiidae. The transcript has 5 exons. The coding region runs from base 1 to 2475 and encodes 824 amino acids.